Solea solea (common sole) is the source of this 2411-nucleotide messenger RNA. RefSeq names its product eukaryotic translation initiation factor 2B, subunit 5 epsilon (gene eif2b5). The transcript has 16 exons. Gene Ontology annotation, molecular function: guanyl-nucleotide exchange factor activity; translation initiation factor binding; translation initiation factor activity. Gene Ontology annotation, biological process: biosynthetic process. NCBI's taxonomy places the organism in Eukaryota, Metazoa, Chordata, Actinopteri, Pleuronectiformes, Soleidae. The coding region runs from base 60 to 2186 and encodes 708 amino acids. The record is from RefSeq and is a predicted model, not a curated record. Gene Ontology annotation, cellular component: eukaryotic translation initiation factor 2B complex.
GCCACCGUAGUUGUAACUGACGAAAGAGUGGUCGUUGCUCUGCGGAGACAAACAGAGCCAUGGCCGGUAAAGGAGGAAAGCAGAGCCGCUCAGGUGCUGCUCUGUCAGGUCGAAAGGGUGGUGGAGGGGAGGAAGAAGAGGAGCAGCCGCUGCAGGCCGUUUUAGUCGCUGACAGUUUCAACCGGAGGUUUUUCCCUGUGACCAAAGACCAGCCACGGGCGCUGCUCCCUCUGGGUAACGUUGCCAUGAUCGACUACACCCUGGAGUUCCUCACAUCCACUGGAGUACAGGAGACAUUUGUCUUCUGCUGCUGGAUGGCCAGUAAAAUCAAGGAGCACUUAAUGAAGUCCAAGUGGUGUCGACCCACUUCUCCCAACAAAGUCCACAUCAUCACCUCAGACCUGUACCGCUCCCUGGGGGAUGUGCUCAGGGACGUGGAUGCAAAGAACCUUGUGCGCUCAGACUUUGUCUUGGUUUAUGGAGACGUGGUAUCAAAUAUGGAUGUCAGUCAGGCACUGCAAGAACACAGGCAUCGUCGAAAGACGGAGAAGAACAUAUCUGUGAUGACAAUGAUCUUUAAGCAGUCAUCGCCAGGUCACAAGUCUCGCUGCGAGGAGGAUGACGUCGUUGUCGCUAUUGAUGGCAACAGCCAGCGGAUUUUACAUUACCAGAAGACACAAGGGCCGAAGAAGCUGCAGUUCCCCAUGAACAUUUUCCACAGUGGAAGUGACAAGUUUGAAGUCAGAUACGAUCUUCUUGACUGCCACAUCAGCAUCUGCUCCCCACAGGUUGCUGAGCUCUUUACUGACAAUUUUGAUUAUCAAACCAGGGAUGACUUUGUCAGAGGGCUUUUGGUGAAUGAAGAGAUCCUGGGAAAUCAGAUACACAUGCAUGUCACUAAGGAUGCUUAUGGCGCCAGAGUGUCCAACCUGCUCAUGUAUGAUUCGGUUUCAUCGGACCUCGUGCGGCGGUGGGUUUACCCGCUAACCCCUGAGGCUAACUUCACUGACAAGGAGGAAUGGAGCUGCACAUAUUCUCGCCACAAUGUCUACCGAGGGUCUGGUGUCAGCCUGGGCCAUGGCAGCCAAAUGGUGGAGAACGUCCUCAUUGGCCGCGACACCAGCAUCGGUGCUAACUGUCGCAUUUCUAACAGUGUAAUCGGUAACAACUGUACCAUAGAUGACAAUGUAGUGCUGAACCAUGCCUACAUCUGGAACAAUGUUGACAUUGCCAGUAAUGUUGUGAUCAACCAGUCUGUGGUGUGUGACAAUGCAAAGGUCAAAGGAGGAGUGACACUUAAUAAACAGUGUGUCCUGGCAUAUAAUGUGGUGAUCGGCCCAGACUUCUCUCUACCAGAGAGCACUGUGGUAUCCAUGCACCAUCCGGAGGAGGAGGAGGAGGAGGAUGAUGAUGAAUUCCUCAGUGAUGAUGCAGACGUUGGUCAAAGCAAAGACAAAACCAAAAAGGAAGUAUUCAGCCCCACAGAGGUGGGAGCAGAGGGCCAAGGCUAUAUUUGGAAGGCCAACAGUCUGGAUGAUACAGAGGAUGAGGAGCUGUCACAGUGUCUCUGGGGUUUGGUGUUGAACCCUGACCUUGAUAGUGAAAGUGAGGACAGUGAACCUGAUGGUCCAGAUGAUCCACUCAUUCCCUCUCCAGAGAUGGACGAUGUCAAAGUUUUUCAGAUUGAGGUGCUGGGAACGCUGCAAAGAGGCUUAGACGAAAACAUAAGCUGCGACAAUCUUGUACUCGAAAUCAACUCUCUCAAGUAUGCUUACAACAUCACUCUGAAGGAAGUGAUGCAGAUUUUAACCAGAGUGGCUCUGGAGUAUCCUUUCCAGCAACAGGGCUCUCAGCUCACCGCAUCACAAUAUGUUGCUGUGCUCCUGCCGUUACUGAAGAAAUGGGCACCAGUGUUUAAGAACUAUGUGAAGAGAGCCCAGGACCAUCUGGACUGUCUGUCUGCCUUUGAAGAGCACUUCCUGGAGCAGGAGAGCCACUGGGCUGCCAUGGUCAAGGUCUUGAUGAGCAUGUACCAGCUGGAGAUCUUGGAGGAGGAGAUGAUACUACGCUGGUUCUCACAGGGAGCGACCACUGAUAAAAGCAGACAGCUCCGCAAAAACCAAGGGCUUCAGAAGUUCAUCCAGUGGCUUGAGGAAGCUGAGGAGUGCUCAGACGAGGGAGACUAGUGAGCAGCACUUGAGAAAGAUGACAAGGAUUCUGUAAAACUUGACGAUUUUUGUGUGACUUUAAUUUAGCCUCUCCAGCAGCUUUGUUUCUUUUUGCUUGUAACCAUCACCAUCAGCAUCUACUCUGUAACAAACAAUACAUCUGUAAUAGUUCAUGCUGGUGCCAAGUCACACGGACUGUGUGCUAUGAGUAUCACUUUCCAAUUAAAACACAAAAACUCUUGA